CCUGGGGGUUCUGGCUGUUCCCCCAAGUGCUGCUCCACACAGGGUCUGGGCCCCACUGGGGGUGCCACUGCUGGACUUGUCCAAAGUGGCACUCCAGGGACUCACACACACAAAUCAAACCCACACUUGUUCUAACCUGGGCAGAUUUGCCUCUGGGCACAGGGCUGGGAAGCCUCUAAUAGCAUUUUCCUCCUCCACUUCCUCCUCCUCCUCCUGCAGAGCCGCUCAGUGGGGGCUGCCCCACCCCACUGCCAUGGCUGGGGACACCGUCCCCCACCAAAGCCGGGUGAGAGGGAAGGGUCCAAGGUUGCUGCUGGAGGGUGGAACCAAACCCAGCUCUGGGGGGCAGCGCAUUCACCUGCUCAGGGCACAGCAGAGCCCCAGGGACAGGGAGUGGUGCAAGGCAGAGCUGGGGAUUGCAAACCAGGAAGGCAAACUUCGCCCCAGGUUCUGCCGCAAUCCCGGCUCUGUAUAAAUGGCCCGAGUGCCGCCGGCCCGGGCUGUCACUGAGCGGUGCCGCCCGAGGAUGUGGCUGUACGUGGCGGCGGGGCUGGCGGGGCUGCUCCUGCUGCGGCGCUGGCACCGGGAGCGGCAGACGGUGCCGGGGCUCUGGGAGAAGCACGUGCUGAUCACGGGCUGCGACAGCGGCUUCGGGAACCUGCUGGCGCGGCAGCUGGACGGGCGCGGGCUGCGGGUCCUGGCCGCCUGCCUGACCGAGGCCGGGGCGGCGCGGCUGCGGGCGGCCACCUCGCCGCGGCUCCAGACCGUCCUGCUGGACGUCACCUCCAGCCAGAGCAUCGCCGCCGCCAGCGCCUGGGUGCGGGAGCGCGUGGGUGACCGAGGGCUCUGGGGGCUGGUGAACAACGCAGGGAUCGCCAUCCCCACCGCCCCCAACGAGUGGCUGACCAAGGAUGACUUCGUGAAGGUGCUGGAUGUGAACCUGGUGGGGCUGGUGGAGGUGACCCUGAGCCUCCUGCCGCUGGUGCGGCGGGCGCGGGGCCGCGUGGUCAAUGUGGCCAGUGUGAUGGGCCGCGUCUCCUGU
Molecule: messenger RNA, 1042 nt
Organism: Corapipo altera (White-ruffed manakin)
Lineage: Eukaryota; Metazoa; Chordata; Aves; Passeriformes; Pipridae
Product: retinol dehydrogenase 16-like
Source: RefSeq, a predicted model, not a curated record